Messenger RNA from Branchiostoma belcheri (Belcher's lancelet), 3166 nucleotides. Its product is annotated as peroxidasin homolog. The record is from RefSeq and is a predicted model, not a curated record. Gene Ontology annotation, biological process: thyroid hormone generation; response to oxidative stress. Gene Ontology annotation, cellular component: membrane. The transcript is spliced from 13 exons. Gene Ontology annotation, molecular function: heme binding; iodide peroxidase activity. Lineage: Eukaryota; Metazoa; Chordata; Leptocardii; Amphioxiformes; Branchiostomatidae. The coding region runs from base 30 to 1886 and encodes 618 amino acids.
AUGUCGAAGACCUUCCUGACAUCAGCAAGAUGAUAUCUCGGCGUCAGCUCGACAAAAUCGCCUCCCUCUCCGGCUGCGCACGCUCCGUGACCCGGGUCAACUGUCCCUCCAGCCGCCACUCCCGCAAGUACCGCACCAUCGACGGGAGCUGCAAUAACAGGGAAAAUCCGCUGUGGGGCUCUUCACUCACACCCUUCGACCGUUUCCUGUCGCCGAUCUACGAGAACCAGUGGAACGAGCCCGUGGGCUGGAACAAGGAUCGGGAGUACAACGGAUUCACCCUGCCCAGCGUCCGCCAUGUUUCAAACCAGCUGAUAACCACACCUACAAACGUGGAGGAUCCUGACUACACCCACAUGCUGACUCAGUGGGGACAGUUCUUAGACCACGAUCUCGAUCUGACCGCAACCGCUGUGGGGCGCACCAUGUUCAAACCCGGGAUGAACUCGACCUCGUGUUCAGAGACCUGUGAACACAUCAUGCCGUGUUUCCCCAUCUCCAUUCCUGAUAACGACCCCCGCAUAGACAACGUUCUGGAUAAGGCCUGCAUGCCGUUCACCCGCUCCAGUGCCGUGUGCGGGACAGGAGAGACGUCCUCCCUCUCCAACACCGUCAUCCCCCGCGAACAGAUCAACCAGAUCACCAGCUUUAUCGACGCCUCCCAAGUCUACGGCUCGACCUCCGAGCUUGCAGAGUCACUGCGAGACUUCAGUACAGAUGACGGUCUGUUGCGCGUCACGGAAGGAGCAGACAUCAGCUCAGGAAUGGACCUACUUCCUUUCCAGAACGAGGAGACGUCCUCCUGCCAGCAGGAUCCCAGCGGAGGAGACGUCGUCCAGUGCUUCCUUGCUGGCGACGGUCGGGCUAACGAAGUCAACACGCUGAUCGCAUCACACACCGUCUGGCUCCGCGAGCACAACCGAGUCGCCCGGAAGCUGAGGGAAAUGAAUCCGCGCUGGAAGGGGGAAGAGAUCUACCAGGAGGCCCGUAAGAUCGUCGGCUCGGAGAUGCAGCACAUCACCUACACCGAGUACCUUCCCAAGAUCCUCGGACAAAGCGGGAUGGACCAGAUUGGGGAAUACGCCGGGUACGACCCAAACGUGAACCCCUCGACCCGGAACGAGUUCGCCACCGCCGCCUUCAGGUUCGGCCACGCCGCCAUUAGCGGAACGGUCAGGCGUUAUAAUGAGGAUUACGAGGAGGACCCUGAGAUCGGGAACGUCGCCCUCCACGAUACCUUCUUCUCGCCGUGGCGCAUCGUGAAGGAGAGCGGUGUAGACUCGGUGGUCAGGGGGCUCCUAGGAGGGUUCGCCAAGCUGGUCACUCCUACAGACGUAAUGCACGAGGAGCUCUCCCAGAACCUCUUCGCCCUGAUGAACCAGAUAGCGCUGGAUCUGGCCUCUCUCAACACCCAGCGUGGCCGUGACCACGGUCUGCCCUUCUACAACGACUGGAGAGUCUUCUGUAACCUCCCUCGGGCAGAAUCCUUUGACGACCUCGCCGGAGAGAUCACCAACUCAGACGUACGUGACAAGCUUGCUGACGUAUAUGGUGACGUCAACAACAUUGACCUUUGGCCCGGAGCCCUUCUGGAGGAUCACGAGGACGGCGCCAGAAUCGGGCCGACCUUCAGGUGCAUGAUGGCGGAGCAGUUCAAGGCAUACCGCAACGGGGACAGGUUCUGGUUUGAGAAUGACGGUGUCCUCAGUCCCGAACAGCGUGACGAAAUCAGUCGAGUGACCUUAGCCCGCGUCAUCUGCGACAACACCGGCAUCACCCGGCUGCCGCCUGACGUGUUCCGGCGCACUGCCGUGGCUGACAUGGUGGCGUGUGAGGACAUCCCCGGCAUCAACCUGGAGCUCUGGGAGGACAGUCGUAGAGGUUGAACUAUGUAUGAACGAGUAAGUUGCCGACGCGCAGUGACGUCAACAUCAGCAUGACGUCAGGACAUCAUUGCAGCCGCAACUGAUUCUUGUCAAUCUAGUAAGAAAACAGCCCUGGAUUUACUUUACUGUGAAUGAGUUCACAAGUUGAUUUAAGAUAACUAUUAUGCACGCUAAAGUGCCAUUAUCAUUAGCUACUUUUGCGUUAUAACAGGGUUGCCUAAGAAUAAUUCUAUUUAAUCCAUUUUAUUAGUCUAUGUAUGCUUAGCAAUUUUACCCAGUAAUCAGUUCAAUUUUGAUUGUUGAUUUACGUAAGGCCGUAAGUCAAGAUUUUCUGCUAUGUCACCCGACGUAGAUUACGCUGAAAAUGACAAGGAAACAGAUCCAUAUCCCAUUUAGCAGCCUUGGACAGCAAGUAUUCAAAUGAAACUACUGAUGAAGAAAAUUAAAGUAGACUAAUUAAAGUGUAAUAACUACACGCAGAACAAUAGGGUAAAGUACUGCUAUUUAUGUGUCACAGCAACAAGUAGCAUAAUUUUAAGAAUAAACUUGUUAGUUGCAAAAGCGACAGCAAAAGCAACUAGUCUUCCCGGAUUCCAAUUGUGCACAUAACAACAACAUUACACAUGCAUAACAACAACAUUACACAUACAUAACAACAACAUUACACAUACUACACAAUCAUUUAAAAACGACAUAUAAAACAAUGACUACUUGAUGGCCCAAAACACGUGACAUCUGGAAAGACAAUACAUCUGUAUGUUGAGUUCAUCAUGUCAAUCAUGUACGUACUGUCAGUCGACUGAAGGUUCCCAUUCUUGUCUGAAGUGAAGACGUGUGAAAACCUGAUUAUGUGAUCUUAAAAUCGGCCAGAGAUCAGCGAGUAACGUACCAUAAUGCUGUCAAGUUUGUUCAUUGCCACAGAAAAGCUAUCAUAGCAAUCGGUAUGAUAUAAUAUAACACAACAUAAUAUAACACAAUAAUAUAUGAUAUACAAUAUAUAACAUAACAUAACAUAAUAUAAUAUAAUAUAAUAUGAUAAAGAACUGAGAAGCUUUGAGUUGGGGAGCCACGCCCACACUAAGUAGUGAAAAAAUAAUCUUUGCCAGGUGUUUCAAACAUAUUGUAUUGUGCCAAGUCGUGUUAUCUCUGGUUUCGUGAGGUUUUGAUCAUCAAUUAAAAAGGAGACGUGUCAAUAUCAGGAAUGGUCAUGAAGUCGGUUUAGGUUACGAACUUGAGAUAUUGUUGAAGUUGCGUUACAAUGAUGUAGAAAUAAACCUGGC